AUGUUGUAUAAACUGAGCUUUCGCAGCUUCGCCUGCCAUCCUGCCAGUAAACGUGCCUCUUUCAAACGAGUUAAUUAUCAACUUCUGUAUACGGUCGCCUCAUACUCAACUUCUGCCCCCCCUCCAAAGUCACGCAAACUAGCCACCAUGUCCAGCCCCACCCAUUGGAUGAACACCUCUGGCGAGACGGACCCCGUCUGGGUUCACUCCAUGCCGUAUUCCAAGUAUCCCAAGUUUCCAUCGCUGAAUGAGAACGUCGAAACGGAAGUCUGCAUUGUCGGCGCAGGCAUUGCAGGUAUCUCCAUUGCCUAUGAACUGGUCAAUCGCGGGAAGCGAGUUACCAUGAUCGAGGCCCGCAAUGUCCUGUCGGGAGAAAGUGGCCGGACUAGUGGCCACUUGUCCAAUGCCUUGGAUGAUGGAUAUGUUGAGAUCCAAAAGAAGCAUGGUACGCAGGGGGCUAAAGCAGCCGCCGAGAGUCAUACCUGGGCGCUCAAGCGAGUCGGGGAGAUUUCCAGAUCGCUUGGAAUCGAGUGCGAGUACCGUACACUUCCGGGUUACGAGAUCUCCCAGUACCCCCGCGGCGACGCAAACCAUGAAAAGGAGGUCGCUAGCCUGAAGAAGGAAGCCGAGCUGGCGAAGCAGCUUGGUCUUCCUGCCUCCUACCGCGAUGGGCUCACUGUCAAGGGAUGGGACGGCAGCAUCGACCAGCGGGACGGUGCCAUUUUUGCAGACCAGGCCACAUUCCAUCCGACCAAGUAUUUUGUCGGGGUACUCGACUGGCUGCAGAAGCAGCCAAACUUUCAAUGCUAUACGCACACGCGCAUGAUGUCAUCCAGCGAGAGCGGCCUGGUGCAAGUGACAACCGCAGAUGGCUACACCAUUACGGCCAAAGAUAUGGUUGAGGCGACAUGUGUGCCGCUCCAGAAAUUGAGUGUCAUUGCCGAGAUGGAGUACAUGCGAACGUACUGCAUUGCCAUCCGUGUUCCCAAGGGCUCGAUCGAGGACUGCCUACUCUAUGACGAGGCGGAAGCGUACAAGUACGUCCGAUUCACCGAGUGCGACGAGAAGGACGACUACCUGGUAGUCGGAGGAUGUGAUCAUAAGGUCGGCCAGGAGCACACUAGUGGUCGCUUCGAGGAACUCGAGACCUGGGUCCGUGAACGCUUCACCAAGGCCGGGACAGUCGACUAUAAGUGGAGCGGACAGAUUUUUGAGCCUGUCGAUUACAUGGCAUUCAUCGGAAAGAACCAGGGCUUGAACCAUACCUAUAUUGUCACUGGAGACAGCGGCAAUGGUCUCACGCACGGCGUACUUGCUGGCAAACUCAUUGCGGACGAGAUUACGGGCAUUGACAAUCCAUGGGCCAGCCUGUAUAACCCCCAUCGGCUGUCCAGCAUCGUCAAAUCACUACCCAGUAUGCUGCAGCAUGAUGUUCAGAUUAACGCCCAGUACAAGCGCUGGAUGAAGUCCGACAUUAAGGAUAUCGAGGAUCUGGCCGUCGGCUCCGGAGGCGUCAUCAAGGAGGGUCUGACGAACCCCGUGGCCGUGUACAAAGACGAGCAAGGUAAGGCGCAUAAGUUCAGCGCUGUCUGUCCGCAUAUGAAGGGGGUGUUGAACUGGAACGACACCGAGAAGAGCUGGGAUUGUCCCGUACAUGGUAGUCGGUUCAGCUGCGAUGGGGUUUGCGUGGAGGGACCGUCCAAGGCGAACUUGAAGCCCAUGGACUCGUUCGCUCAGAAGGAGCAGCGGGCGCAGCAAGCCAUUUAGGCAACGGGAAUGUUCUCUGUAGUUUAUUUAUGGGUAUCUGGCGUGUAUCAUACGGAAAAUAAAGAGUUCUAAACCGGAAUCUCUC
Molecule: messenger RNA, 1852 nt
Organism: Aspergillus welwitschiae
Lineage: Eukaryota; Fungi; Ascomycota; Eurotiomycetes; Eurotiales; Aspergillaceae
Product: FAD-dependent oxidoreductase
Exons: 1
Coding region: 1-1767 (588 amino acids)
Cellular component (GO): cytoplasm
Molecular function (GO): oxidoreductase activity; 2 iron, 2 sulfur cluster binding
Source: RefSeq, a predicted model, not a curated record